Vicia villosa (hairy vetch) is the source of this 1716-nucleotide messenger RNA. RefSeq lists its product as uncharacterized. The transcript is spliced from 6 exons. The record is from RefSeq and is a predicted model, not a curated record. Lineage: Eukaryota; Viridiplantae; Streptophyta; Magnoliopsida; Fabales; Fabaceae. The coding region runs from base 1 to 1716 and encodes 571 amino acids.
AUGACUAUAUCAUCUACAAAAAGCAUGCCUCUCGGUGUUAGCUCUUGGAUGUGUUCCGUGAGUACAUCCAAGAUUAAGGUAAAAAGUAGUUAUAGAUUCUACCCGUAUUUUAAGGAUUGUGUUGGUGCAAUUGAUGGAACACAUAUACGUGUCAAAGUAUCUGCAAAAGAUGCCCCUAGAUAUCGCGGUAGGAAAGACUAUCCGACACAAAAUGUUUUAGCAGCAUGUACUUUUGAUUUAAAGUUUACUUAUGUGCUCGCGGGAUGGGAAGGGUCUGCCUCUGACUCUAGAAUAAUAAAGAAUGCAUUAACACGUGAAGAUAAACUUAAAAUUCCUCAAGGAAAAUAUUAUCUUGUCGAUGCUGGAUUCAUGUUGACAAGUGGCUUAAUUACGCCUUAUAGAGGAGUUCGGUAUCACCUGAAAGAAUAUUCCGCUAGAAAUCCACCCCAAAAUUCUAAAGAGUUGUUUAAUCUUCGACAUUCGUCUUUACGCAAUGCAAUUGAAAGAGCCUUUGGUGUAUUGAAAAAAAGAUUUGAGAUUUUAUCUAAUUCAACAGAGCCAAAUUAUGGAGUCAAAGCUCAAAAAUUAAUCAUUUUUGCAUGUUGCAUUCUUCACAAUUAUCUGAUGAGUGUAGACCCGGAUGAAGACCUUAUAGCAGAAGUAGAUGCUGAACUUGCAAAUCAAAAUGUAUCGCAUGACAAUCAUCAAGGUUCAAGAAGUGACAGAGAUGAGCUUGCUAUGGGCGGGUUUAUGGAAUCGAAUAAGCAAUUACCAAUUAAUAAUGGUAAUUCUGGAACUUUAACUUGGAAUAGAGCCAUGGAUGAUGCUCUUGUUGAUGCUUUUAUGCAUGAAUAUGAAAAGGGGAACAAAGUCAACGGUACAUUCACUACAUCAGCAUAUGAAAACAUUGCAGCUGAACUCCGUGCAUUAUUUGGGAACAAAAUUGACAAGCUGAAGAUAAAAAACCGUUGGAAAACUUUGAAAAAAAACUUUACUGAAUAUUAUGACAUUUUUAAAGGCGGUAUGAGCGGAUUUUCUUGGAAUUCAACUACACAAUUAUGGGAUGCCGAGUCAGAAGUUUGGGAUGCUCUAAUUGAGUCAAAACCAAAAGCAUCAAAUUGGAGAAAUGUACCACUUCCAAAUUAUGAGAAGAUGGUGAUACUUUAUGGACCUAAUCGAGCGGAUGGAGAGGAAUCUGGUACUUUAAAAGAGACAAGAAAACAAAAGUCAUCGGUCACCAAUGAAGACUUUGUCGAAACUAUUCAAGAUAUUGAUGACCAUGUUGCCCGAAAUGAGGUGAAUUUGGAAAGCUUUGAUGUUGGUUACGAUUUUUCUGUACCUGAAACACAGUCACCAGAUCCGUUAAGUGGGAGUAAAAGGAAGAAAAUGAAAGUGGUAAAAAACAAAGAUACAAACAACGAUAUUACUGAACUCCAAGAAUCAAUUGUCUUGGUUGCAAAUGCACUAACCGAAGGAAAUGCUGCAAUACGAGAAGGAAAUGAAAUAAUGAGAGAGCGCCAGAAAUAUGAAUUGCCUCCAAUUUCAGGGGAAGAAACAUGGAAUUUAAUAAAGGAGUGUGGAUGUGAUGCAAAGUCAUUGCCGCAAAUAUAUUGCACUGUAAUGAAAGAUGCUGACAAACUUAGGAUGAUUCUCCAGUGUCCACCUGAAGCCCGCAAAGCAGUGAUAAUGCAAAUGGUCUUUGGCUCAUCUGAUUGA